AUGCGUUCAGCAACAUUUUCGCGGUUAGCAACACUGAUGCAGCAGACAACGUGGAGUACUGCGAAUAAUCAUAAGCUUACCCUGCUGCCAGCCCAGCAAAGCACCUUCUCGCGGAACUUGACCACUUUCAACACCAAGGACAAUGUAUCUCAAAAAGCAGAACCUCAAAAGCGACAACCCGAUGCCGCAUCGCCGCAGAAUCCAUCCUACCCAACAUUCAGCUUCGAUGGUCUAGGCGCUAGUCGUGGAGUCAAAGUCGUUGUGAUUGCAGGUUUGACGGUGCUUGGUACAAUGGAGACAAUUUUCUGGAGCAAGUUUUUAUGGGCUAAGUUCUCACCGGUACCGGAGGGCGAGAGCAAAUUCAAGAGUUGA
Endocarpon pusillum Z07020 is the source of this 372-nucleotide messenger RNA. RefSeq lists its product as uncharacterized. The record is from RefSeq and is a predicted model, not a curated record. The transcript has a single exon. NCBI's taxonomy places the organism in Eukaryota, Fungi, Ascomycota, Eurotiomycetes, Verrucariales, Verrucariaceae. The coding region runs from base 1 to 372 and encodes 123 amino acids.